UUCCCGUGAUCAUGUGAAUACUUCAGCUAACUAGGUUCACUCAGUCGUCCCGGCCAUACACACUACCCCGGUUUGGGCACUCGACACCCCGCUACAGCCUGCGCUGGUUCCCAAUAGCUACGCUAUGUCGGAUGGAGAGCGUAGCCCGUUGCUUUCGGACCAGCACGACGGGACGAAUGGUGCCUCGUAUGGCUUUCCCCCGAGGCCACAGAGUUUCCCUCCAUUCCUCAGCCCCAGUGCCCCCCCUCCAGUCCUGUUCGGUGAAGCCCCCCCUCCCUACUCUGCCCUGGGCAGCCCAGACAUUGGCAGCUCCCCCAUCAUCAGUUGUAGGGUGUGUCAGAGUGCCAUCAACGUGGAGGGAAAGACACACCAACACGUAGUCAAGUGCAUCAUCUGCAAUGAGGCUACGCCUAUAAAGAAUGCUCCAGCAGGGAAGAAGUAUGUCCGCUGCCCCUGUAACUGUCUCCUCAUCUGUAAAGUCACCUCACAGAGGAUCGCCUGUCCCCGACUUUACUGUAAGCGUGUCAUGAACUUGGGUCUGGUGCGUGCUGCCGGGUCGGGUUCAGACAGUCCAGGACCUCAACAACUCGCUGGGGUCAGAGUGGUCUGUGGACACUGCAGAAACACAUUCCUGUGGACUGAUUUCUCAGACAGAACGUUAGCCAGAUGCCCCCACUGCAGAAAAGUCUCUUCUGUUGGCCGGCGGUACCCCAGGAGGCGGGGCUUGUGGUGUUUCCUGUUGUUUUUGGUUUUCUCUGGCGGCACGGCAGGACUAGUGGUGGGAACGUGUAAACCAGCCUUGCUCCACAGAGGGAUUUAUGCCGCUUGGGUCUUCCUGAUUCUCCUGACUGUACUGAGCAUGUGCAGAAUGAUCUACUGGGGCUGUCUGAAGAUCAGCGAACCCGUACAGAACAUCACAUAGAGGGGAGAGGAGCCCGUACAGAACAUCACAUAGAGGAGCCCGUACAGAACAUCACAUAGAGGGGAGAGGAGCCCGUACAGAACAUCACAUAGAGGAGCCCGUACAGAACAUCACAUAGAGGAGCCCGUACAGAACAUCACAUAGAGGAGCCCGUACAGAACAUCACAUAGAGGAGCCCGUACAGAACAUCACAUAGAGGAGCCCGUACAAAACAUCACAUAGAGGAGCCCGUACAGAACAUCACAUAGAGGAGCCCGUACAGAACAUCACAUAGAGGAGCCCGUACAGAACAUCACAUAGAGGAGCCCGUA
Molecule: messenger RNA, 1233 nt
Organism: Salvelinus namaycush (lake trout)
Lineage: Eukaryota; Metazoa; Chordata; Actinopteri; Salmoniformes; Salmonidae
Product: type I phosphatidylinositol 4,5-bisphosphate 4-phosphatase-A-like
Exons: 8
Coding region: 125-922 (265 amino acids)
Biological process (GO): phosphatidylinositol dephosphorylation
Cellular component (GO): late endosome membrane; phagocytic vesicle membrane; plasma membrane
Molecular function (GO): phosphatidylinositol-4,5-bisphosphate 4-phosphatase activity
Source: RefSeq, a predicted model, not a curated record